Aspergillus pseudonomiae is the source of this 264-nucleotide messenger RNA. RefSeq lists its product as uncharacterized. The record is from RefSeq and is a predicted model, not a curated record. The transcript has a single exon. NCBI's taxonomy places the organism in Eukaryota, Fungi, Ascomycota, Eurotiomycetes, Eurotiales, Aspergillaceae. The coding region runs from base 19 to 240 and encodes 73 amino acids.
GCUCACGGUAGCAUCUGGAUGGUCCAUCUCAUCAAAGAUUUAUGGGUUACAUUUAUUACAUUUUCUCCAUCGUUACAUACAAUACUGUAUACCCUGUCUCCAGUACUCCUCCUACUACCUAGUGAGUAUCCCAAAAGGGCUGCAUCCACGGACCCUCAGUGGCUGCAGGGCGUUGCAGCCCCAGCAAGCCACCCAAGCGCAUGGAUGCUCAACCUUUUUUUUUUUUUUUGUGCUCUGUAAACUCUGUUGCACCUUUCAGCAGUG